Messenger RNA from Moesziomyces antarcticus, 1917 nucleotides. Its product is annotated as NAD-dependent glycerol-3-phosphate dehydrogenase. The transcript is spliced from 3 exons. Lineage: Eukaryota; Fungi; Basidiomycota; Ustilaginomycetes; Ustilaginales; Ustilaginaceae. The record is from RefSeq and is a predicted model, not a curated record. Bases 1 to 1917 code for a protein of 638 amino acids. Gene Ontology annotation, biological process: carbohydrate metabolic process; glycerol-3-phosphate catabolic process. Gene Ontology annotation, cellular component: cytosol; glycerol-3-phosphate dehydrogenase (FAD) complex; nucleus. Gene Ontology annotation, molecular function: protein homodimerization activity; glycerol-3-phosphate dehydrogenase [NAD(P)+] activity; NAD binding.
AUGUCGUUGACAUCCGAAGCCGGUCAGAACCAAAGCGAACUAGGCGAGCAUGAACUGCACCUGCCGAUAUGCUGGCAGCCCGACCAAUCCCAAGAUGGGGCUCUUGGCUCUCCUGAUGCAAUCUUUGAAAAGUCGUUGGCUCCUAUCGAUGCGAUUUUCGCGCGUGAGGGCGCUCCGUGCACAUUUUCGAGGGCACAUUUUCGAGGCAACCGCAGGGCGAGGCGAAGGGGCGCAUCACGGGACCCCAUAGCUUGCUCGGAAAGCGUGCUGAACCCUCCACUUUGGUGGACGCCUAGAUCUGGCGAGAGGCUCGGAUUCUGGCCUGCCUCUUCCGGAUGUCCCGGUCUGGGCGGGGGCUGCACUGCGCUGGAGCUUUGCCUGGACUCGUUUCAGCUGCUUCGGCGCACGCUCGAUCCCGACCGACCAGCUGCGGCCCAACUUUUUCAAAAUUUGGGCCCCACCUCGCCCCACUCGCAGUUCAUACAGCCCUCUGCCCGCGACAGUUCUUCCGAGGGUCGCGCGCUGCUGCCUGCUGCGCCUGGGCCGACUGCAUAUCGCUGCCCAAAAGAUCAAGCCUCUCCGAUCUGCGUUGCUCACUCGCCCACCUUCACAUCUUCCAUCUGCCAUCGGUCCAUCAUCGUCACCACUGCGACACCAUCAUCGCAACUCUGCGACGAAGCAAAGCAACCGGUCUCAUCCAUCCUCCCCGGUCCGGCUCGACUGGCACGGUUCAACGUCUCGAGCUCCCACCUGCCUCGCUCUCAGGCGAUCGCUGCACCUUCGAUUCGUCAAACUCUCACCUUGCCGCAACGGUACACGGUCCGAUCGUUCAAUAUGUCGUCCUCGUCCUCAUCAGCUGCGGCGUCGGGAUCGCAAAAGAAGCACAAGGUGGCCAUCGUCGGCUCGGGCAACUGGGGCUCGGCGAUAGCGCGCAUCGCAGGCCAAAACACACAGCGACACUCGGACAUCUUUGAGCACGAGGUGCAGAUGUACGUCUUCGAGGAGGACUACAAGGGCAAGCCGCUGUCGCAGGUCAUCAACGAGACGCACGAGAAUCCCAAGUACCUGCCGGGAUGCCAAUUGCCAGACAACGUGGUGGCGAAUCCGUCGCCCGUGGAUGCGGUUAAGGACGCCACGAUGCUUGUGUUUGUGCUGCCGCACCAGUUCAUCCGCUCGGUGUGCAAGCAGCUGAAGGGCAAGGUGGAUCCGAACGCGCACGCCAUCUCGAUGAUCAAGGGCGUCGAGGUGAAGGACGGCAAGAUCUCGAUCUUUGCCGAUGUGAUUCAGGAGGCGCUCGGCAUCUCGUGCUCGGCGCUGUCCGGUGCCAACAUCGCCAACGAGGUGGCGCAGGACAAGUUUUCGGAAACCACGAUCGGACACCGUGCCGAUGCCAAGGGCCGCGAGAACGCCGAGCUCUUCUUCAAGCUCUUCGACACGCCCACGUUCAAGGUGGGCAUCAUCGAGGAUGUGGCGGGAGUGAGCCUGUGCGGUGCGCUCAAGAACGUCGUCGCCAUUGCGGCCGGUUUCACCGACGGCCUGGGCUGGGGCGACAACGCCAAGGCGGCGGUGAUGCGCAUCGGCCUGAUGGAGAUGAAGCGCUUCAGCGAAGAGUUCUUCGACGGCGUCAAGCCCGAGACGUUCACCGAGACGUCGGCUGGCGUGGCGGACCUGAUCACCACGUGUCUCGGCGGCCGCAACCGCAAGUGCGCCGAGGCCUUCGUCAAGACGGGCAAGCCGUUUGACCAGCUCGAAAAGGAGCUGCUCAACGGGCAGAAGCUUCAGGGCACCGAAACGGCGCGCGAGGUGCACGAACUCCUCGCCGCCCGCGGCAAGGUGGACGAUUACCCGCUCUUCAAGGCCGUCUAUUCGAUCGCUUACGAAGGCAUUGACGCCCACGACCUCACCAGCCGCUUAUAG